UCUUAACUUCCUCUUCCUACCGCAUGAGGGCUUUUACCGCAUAAAGCAGCGCUUCAGAAGCAGGUCUCACACAUCCUUUUCAUCAGCGCUGAGAUCAACAUGGCAGCAGAGACUGUACGUCAUCCGAGCACUGAAAAAACAGAAGAGUGUCAAUCGGAGACCACCCGAUGCAAAAAAAAGAUGUUGAAAUUCAUGAGAUUCAGCUUGUCGAUGGAAGAUACUGAGUUGGGUGCACUUCAGGAACCAUCAAAUCCACAUCCAGAGUGGAAAGAGGAGGACAUUGAGGACGACUGUUUCAUUGAUGACGAUGUGCUUCAUUCCCUGGCAAACAUGAGCUUGAAUCUGAUGGUUGAUCAAGACUCUGAUGCUGACAACCCUUUCUGCAGCUGUGAUUGGCAGCAUGAUGAAAGCAAGAUCAUGCCCGAGAAUGCUAAAAUUGCCUAUAUUUCUGCACAAAUUUGGAAAGCGAUGAAAGAACAAAACAAUUUGUUCCUGAAGACACUCAAUGGAUGCAAGUACGUUGCAUCAAAACAGAACGAGAUAUGUUUGGAGAACACCAUGUCAGCAAAAAUCACCAUCUUUCAUGGCACCUUCCUUGGCAUGGUCACCGGCGACAAAGAACCAGGUGUUCCUGUUGUGCUGAACUUCACGGACACAGACAACUUCCUCUGCUGCACCAGCCAAGGAGAGGAAACGAUAUUAACAGUUAAAACGUAUGACAGAAAAAAGAUACGCAUUUCUGCAAAUGAUCCGGAAAAAUUAUCCCUUAUUUUCUACAUGUCUCAAAAGUGUGAUGGUCUCCGGUAUUUUGAGUCAGUGCUCCACAGAGGAUGGUUCAUUCACACUGUAAAUGAUGAUGUUGUGAAAAUGAAAAGAGGCAAUAAUACGUCCAGCAGUUGCUUUGUCUUAGAGUGAGAGUGAGACCACAAAACCCACUGAAUAUUAAAACCUCUUUUAAAUUGAGGAUUUUAUUCAGAAUGUUCAUUGUAUUUUUAAAAUACAUUAUGAGUACUUUAUCAAUAUAUUUAUAAUAUUAACCUUUAUAUACAUUUGCCUGUAUAAGCUACUAGAAAUUUGAGCUAUUCCGUUGGUUACAGUAAAUUUAUAAUUUAUCACAUUAUAAUGUGUCCAUGUAUGCUUUUUUCAUUGCUCUUAUUUUUUUCAUAGUCCUGUUUGUUCAGUGUCUUCCUCAAAGGCUUUGUUCAUUUGUCCAUCAUCUGAAUUCUCAUAUGGGUUCACAGUCUCGUCAGCCUUCUUAGCUUUCCUGAAGAAAAAAAAAAAAAUGUUUUGCACUAAAGUAAGCAAUUAAAUACCACACCAGUUGUGGUAAAAGCUUGUAUGGAUUUAAUUCACAUGAAUUAUUAUUAUUUUGUUUUUUUUUACUAUUUCUAUAGAAAUUGAAUUAUUAUAAUGUGUAACAUUUCUAACUUUGAUGCUAAAAAUAAAGUGCUUAUUGCAUUA
This is a messenger RNA of Onychostoma macrolepis, 1461 nucleotides long. RefSeq lists its product as uncharacterized. Lineage: Eukaryota; Metazoa; Chordata; Actinopteri; Cypriniformes; Cyprinidae. Gene Ontology annotation, biological process: inflammatory response; immune response. The record is from RefSeq and is a predicted model, not a curated record. The coding region runs from base 100 to 915 and encodes 271 amino acids. Gene Ontology annotation, molecular function: cytokine activity. The transcript has 5 exons.